UUGUGGUAUGGCUUGUGGCAGCUAUACACGUCUAUCUACUACCGGCAUUAGUUUAUUGACUCAAUUAUACACAGUCUUAGGUAGUCAACUACAUUAACUUGAAUUAUUUGCUGAAACAUUUACUAUUAAUAUUAUUACGAAAAAUCCGACUGGGGAGUUAUAUUUCACCAUGGCGGAAUCUACCUCGCAGUCGACGUCCACACCGAUAGUAACAACAGACAAAUGCAUCAUACGUGCAUAUUUGCCAAGUGACGCCGAGGGCAUGGUGGAGGCCGCCAACUUCCCAGAGCUUGUCCAAUACAUGCGCAAUACCUUUCCUCACCCUUACACACUGGACUGCGCCAACCACUGGAUCAACUCUUCCACAAACAGCAACCCCAUGGUAAACUUCGGUAUCUUCACGCCCGAAGGCACCUUCGCCGGCGGCAUCGGGCUUACCCCCCAUCAGGACAUCGAGUAUCGUACGUGGGAAAUUGGCUACUGGGUCGGGAAGAAGUUCUGGGGGAAGGGUAUUGCAACGAGUGCACUCAGGGGGUUUUCGGUCUGGGCUUUCGAGCAAUUCCCGGAGCUGAUAAGGAUCGAGGCUGGUGUGUUCAUUGAGAAUAUCGCGAGCCAGAAAGUUUUAGAGAGGGUUGGUUAUACUAAAGAAGGAAUAAGAAGGCAGGCCGUCUGCAAGAAGGAAAAGAUCAUGGACCAAGUAACCUAUAGUUUAGUCCGAGACGACCUGAGGGAUUUAUCAUGAGCCUAUGUAAGAUGCAGUUGCUAUAUAUUUCGAGGGGGUACUGGAUAGAUUCAGAUUGAAAUUUUCAAAUCAUAAUUCAUACUUAUCA
Daldinia vernicosa is the source of this 830-nucleotide messenger RNA. RefSeq names its product acyl-CoA N-acyltransferase. Lineage: Eukaryota; Fungi; Ascomycota; Sordariomycetes; Xylariales; Hypoxylaceae. Bases 170 to 742 code for a protein of 190 amino acids. The transcript has a single exon. Gene Ontology annotation, molecular function: acyltransferase activity, transferring groups other than amino-acyl groups. The record is from RefSeq and is a predicted model, not a curated record.